CUCAAUUUUUAAAUAAAUGUCAUUUAACAUGACAGUCAUUAAAUGUGAGAUUUUGCUUCAUAAUUAUAUAAAUAUACUGAGUGAAUUUUUAUCUGCUACCAAUGCAUAAUGGCCGCAACUUUGGGUGUGGUGUCUACAAGGCCGCCGUCGCCAAAUCGUGUCGAGGCGAUCGCCAAAAUACUAAUACAAAAUUGUCCCUCCUAUGGCCCGGGCGUUCUUUUAGGAAACUGGGUAGAAGACCGAAUAGAAUGUCAAGAAACCGGUAGUUUUUACUUUCCUCCAAAAGAACAUAUUGAUUAUAAAAAAAUGAAACCAGAAUCAAGACAGCCCGACUUCAGACAAAAUAAACUAAAUAGCACACAGAGUAAUGUGGCCACCAUAAUAAGACACGAUAGCCACGACAAAUGUCCAAACUACGCAACAACUAACGAUCUGGUGUACAACCACCUGCCAAAGCCCUUGUGUGGGCCAAUCCAGCGUUACUAUAAGAAGGGGGAGCAUCAAUUCUAUCCACAACCUGAUCUUUUGAAGUGUUUUGGUAAUGUGACAGAGUGGGGUUUGAAGGAACUUAUGGAAUACGAGUGGCGGUGCACAGAUGUGUCUGAUUACAUAUCGUCCUUAUAUACAGACACGUUUGUACCCCCACAGCCUCAUCAAUAUUUACAAGCGAAUGAAAGGAAGGCCAGAAAUUCGAAAUUCACAAAAAGUUUCCGUUAUAAGAUGACAAAAUCAAAACGAUGAUAACAUCAAGAAUCAUUUUCACUUUUUGCAAAAAAUUAUUUAGUCUUUACAUAUCACAUUUUGUUCGAGAAUAGGACAGUGACGUCCAUAUAAAAAU
Molecule: messenger RNA, 838 nt
Organism: Spodoptera frugiperda (fall armyworm)
Lineage: Eukaryota; Metazoa; Arthropoda; Insecta; Lepidoptera; Noctuidae
Exons: 5
Coding region: 109-741 (210 amino acids)
Source: RefSeq, a predicted model, not a curated record